AUGAGCAGGAACAACGGCAAGGUCGGGUCGAAGCUGCAGGAGCUGCGGCUGAGCCUGUCGCGGUCGUCGCGCGGGGGCGCGGCCGGGGGCUCGUCGGGGGCGACGACCCACCACCACGGCGUCGGCGGGGGCUCGCCGAGGAGGCUGUCGUCGUCGUCCUCCUCGACCGCUUCUCCCCCGAGCUCGUGCGUGUCGUCGGAGGGGAGCCCCGAGGCGGGAGCAGGCGCCGGCGCGCCGAUGAUCCUGGCGGGGUGCCCCCGGUGCAUGAUGUACGUGAUGCUGUCGCGGGAGGACCCCCGGUGCCCCAAGUGCCACAGCACCGUGCUCCUCGACUUCAACGACGCCCCCAACGACCCGCGCCACGCCGGCGCCAAGGGCAAGGGCGGCAAGCGAGGCUGA
Miscanthus lutarioriparius is the source of this 399-nucleotide messenger RNA. The record is from the annotation of a GenBank genome assembly. NCBI's taxonomy places the organism in Eukaryota, Viridiplantae, Streptophyta, Magnoliopsida, Poales, Poaceae.